CUCUCUCUCUCUCCAAAACAAAAACCAAACCCAUUCUCUCUCUCUCUCUCUAAAAGCACUCUUCACACCAAGCUCAAAUGGCUUCUCUCACUCUCUCAACUCUUGGCUCAAGCAUUGGGACCUUGAAACUCUCCGGUGUUUCUCCUAAGAGAGUGAACCCAAGUCAUGGAAGCAUGCCUGUGAUAAAGGCAUCAAUGGCGGAAGAGAGCGAAAGCAACACGAGCCAAAGAAGGUCAGUGAUGCUGGCCUUGGCUGCCACUGCAAUGUGCUCAGCCAUGGCUCCACUGCAACAGGUGGCUCUCGCAGCUGAGGGUGACUUCAAGCGAGGGACACCGGAGGCCAAGAAAUACUAUGCACCUGUCUGUGUCACCAUGCCGACUGCUCGUAUUUGCCGCAAAUGAGGUUGGGGAUGAAAAUGUGAUGUUUUUAUUGUUUCUCUAAACUUUUCUAUGAGAAGAUCAAGAAUUCUUGGGACCUUUGAAUGCAUGAGUGCGUAUGCAUGUAGGUAUGUAUGUACUUAUGUAUGCAAUUGGGAAAUGCAAAUAUGGAGUUCAAGCAAGUUUUGAAUUGUUGUUUUAACUAAGCAAUGGGAUCGUGUGUGUUAGGAGUUUGUUUA
Amborella trichopoda is the source of this 616-nucleotide messenger RNA. RefSeq names its product photosystem II 5 kDa protein, chloroplastic. NCBI's taxonomy places the organism in Eukaryota, Viridiplantae, Streptophyta, Magnoliopsida, Amborellales, Amborellaceae. The record is from RefSeq and is a predicted model, not a curated record.